Molecule: messenger RNA, 2329 nt
Organism: Fragaria vesca subsp. vesca
Lineage: Eukaryota; Viridiplantae; Streptophyta; Magnoliopsida; Rosales; Rosaceae
Product: tRNA uridine 5-carboxymethylaminomethyl modification enzyme MnmG-like
Exons: 13
Coding region: 8-2173 (721 amino acids)
Biological process (GO): tRNA methylation; tRNA wobble uridine modification
Molecular function (GO): flavin adenine dinucleotide binding
Source: RefSeq, a predicted model, not a curated record
AUAUCUAAUGGCAACACCAGCAGUGACGCUUCAUCUCUCCCGCCUUGCUCGCCACUUGCCUUUCUCUUCUCCCUUCUUCAAACCUGUUCUCUAUCCUUGUGCUCGUAUCCUUCCCAACCUGCCUUUUCGCCGCAGGGCUGCCUUCAGCUCCAGCCGAUUCACCGUCUCCGCCUCAGUUUCUCCAGCCUCGAGUAAUGCUGAGAAUCGUGGACUAGAUGAUGAAAUAUAUGAUGUCAUUGUCGUUGGAGGAGGACAUGCAGGCUGUGAAGCUGCCCUAGCAUCAGCCCGUUUAGGGGCAAGAACUCUUCUCCUCACACUGAAUAUCGAUAGAAUUGCAUGGCAGCCUUGCAACCCAGCGGUAGGCGGACCGGCAAAAUCACAACUUGUGCAUGAAGUUGAUGCUCUUGGUGGGGAAAUUGGGAAGAUUGCUGAUCGGUGCUAUUUACAAAAGCGUAUUCUAAAUACCUCAAGGGGCCCUGCUGUUCGAGCGUUGCGUGCACAAACCGAUAAACGAGAAUAUGCUACGCAAAUGAAAGAAAUAGUAGAGAGCACCCCAAACCUUUCUAUUAGGGAGGCGAUGGUAACAGAUAUCUUGUUAGGAAAGAAUGACGACAUAGAAGGCGUACAAACAUUUUUUGGGAUGAACUUUUAUGCUCCUUCUGUCAUCCUCACGACAGGCACAUUUAUGAGUGGUAAAAUUUGGGUUGGUAGAACUUCUAUGCCUGCAGGAAGAGCGGGGGAAUCAGCUUCACUUGGACUCACUGAGAACUUACAGAGACUUGGAUUUGAAACUGACAGAUUAAAGACUGGGACUCCAGCACGUGUUGACCGCCGCACUGUUGAUUAUUCUGGAUUGGAACCUCAACAUGGUGACGAAGAGGUUGGCUGGUUUAGUUUCGAUCUUGAUUUCCAUGUUGAAAGGGAACAAAUGUGCUGCUAUCUAACUCGUACCACAAAGAGCACUCACCAACUAAUCAGAGAGAACUUGCAUGAAACUCCCACUUAUGGAGGAUGGGUUGAGGCGAAGGGGCCUAGGUAUUGUCCUUCAAUUGAAGAUAAGAUUGUCCGAUUUAUGGAUAAAGAGUCGCAUCAAAUUUUUCUUGAACCAGAAGGUCGUAAUGUGCCUGAGCUUUAUGUGCAGGGUUUCUCUACUGGCUUACCAGAGAGACUACAAUUACCACUCUUGAGGACUUUACCUGGACUUGAAAACUGUUCAAUGCUGAGGCCAGCUUAUGCUGUAGAGUAUGAUUACUUGCCUGCUCAUCAAUGUUCUCGUUCUCUUAUGACAAAGAAAAUUGGUGGACUUUUCUUCUCUGGUCAAAUAAAUGGAACUACAGGCUAUGAAGAGGCUGCAGCCCAGGGCAUUGUUUCUGGUAUUAAUGCUGCGAGACACGCAGAUGGUAAGCCUCUCAUUGUUCUUGAGAGAGAAAGCAGCUAUAUAGGCACAUUAAUUGAUGAUUUGGUCACUAAGGACCUUCGAGAGCCUUACCGCAUGUUAACAAGCCGCUCUGAACACCGGCUACUUCUUCGAUCCGACAACGCAGAUAGCCGUCUGACCCCGUUGGGCCGUGAAAUUGGAUUGAUAGAUGAUAGACGUUGGAAACUCUACCAAGACAAGCAAGCUCGAAUCUUAGAAGAGAAGAAGCGAUUAAAAAGUGUUCGGAUAUCAGGGGGAGAUCUGUCUGCUAAUGUUACUAGUCUUUCAUGUCAGCCAGUGAAAGACUUUUCAACUCUGGAGAGUCUUCUUAAGAAACCACAUGUAGAAUAUAAAGUUCUUGACAAGCAUGGUUAUGGGAAUGAAAUGUUGUCUAGAGUUGAAAAAGAAUGCGUGGAGAUUGACAUCAAGUAUGAGGGUUUCAUUGUGCGCCAGCAGAACCAACUUCAACAGAUGGCCCAUCAACAACAUAAAAGACUUCCAGAGGACUUGGAUUACAAUGCAAUAACAACAUUGUCCCUUGAAGCACGUGAAAAACUCUCAAAGGUGAGACCACAAACCAUUGGUCAGGCAAGUAGAGUUGGUGGGGUGAAUCCUGCUGAUAUUACUGCUCUCCUCAUUAUCCUUGAAGCCAAUAGGAAAAUAGCAUACCAAGAGAAGAGGCUCCAAUUGCUAAACUCCGUGAAGACAGAUACAGAUCGACACAUAUCUGCAGCUUCAUUAAAGGAGACAAAUUGAGAAUUGGCAAUCGAGUUGAUUGAAGUAUGUAUUGUGCCAAGUAGUAUGUGUAAGAAACCAAAGCUUGACUUGAAGAACAAAUUGAUUCCGCAGAAAAGCUAACUUGUAACUUGAGAUACUUGGUAGGGUAACAAACAGAAGUCAACAUAUUUCGUA